Hevea brasiliensis (rubber tree) is the source of this 1352-nucleotide messenger RNA. RefSeq names its product floricaula/leafy homolog. Gene Ontology annotation, molecular function: DNA binding. The transcript is spliced from 3 exons. Gene Ontology annotation, biological process: regulation of DNA-templated transcription. Lineage: Eukaryota; Viridiplantae; Streptophyta; Magnoliopsida; Malpighiales; Euphorbiaceae. The record is from RefSeq and is a predicted model, not a curated record. Bases 32 to 1174 code for a protein of 380 amino acids.
UUCCAGACGGUAGAUACGCAUAGAUAGAGAUAUGGAUCCGGAGGCCUUCACGGCAAGUUUGUUCAAGUGGGACCCGCGAACAGUGGUGCCAGCACCCAACCGUCUUCUCGAAGCGGUGGCUCCACCGCCCCAACCUGCGGCAGGGUACGCGGUGAGACCGAGGGAGCUGUAUGGGCUGGAGGAGUUGUUUCAGGCAUAUGGGAUAAGGUACUACACGGCUGCGAAGAUAGCUGAGCUUGGAUUCACUGUGAGCACGCUUUUGGACAUGAAAGACGAGGAGCUUGAUGAGAUGAUGAACAGUUUAUCUCAGAUUUUCAGGUGGGAUCUUCUUGUUGGAGAGAGAUAUGGUAUAAAGGCAGCGGUUAGAGCUGAGAGGAGGAGGCUCGAGGAGGAGGAUUCUCGGCGAAGACAUCUUCUGUCAGGAGAUACUGCCAACGCUCUCGAUGCUCUCUCCCAAGAAGGGUUAUCAGAGGAACCAGUGCAGCAAGAGAAGGAAGCGGCAGGGAGCGGCGGAAGUGGAGCGUGGGAGGCGGCAGCAGGAGAGAGGAAGCAGCAGCAGCGACGGAGGAAAGGGCAUAGGAAGGUGGUGGAUGUUGAUAAUGAUGAUGAAAACGAGAACGAUGAAAAUGGUGGUGCAGGUGGGUAUGAGAGACAACGCGAGCACCCAUUUAUUGUCACGGAGCCUGGGGAAGUGGCACGUGGAAAGAAGAACGGCCUUGAUUACCUCUUCCAUCUCUACGAGCAGUGCCGUGAAUUCUUGAUACAAGUCCAGAACAUUGCCAAGGACCGCGGAGAAAAAUGCCCCACUAAGGUGACAAAUCAGGUGUUUAGGUACGCCAAGAAGGCGGGAGCGAGCUACAUCAACAAGCCCAAAAUGCGGCAUUAUGUGCACUGCUAUGCCCUUCAUUGCCUUGAUGAGGAGGCGUCCAAUGCGCUGAGAAGAGCUUUCAAGGAGAGAGGAGAAAAUGUUGGAGCUUGGAGACAGGCAUGCUACAAGCCACUUGUGACCAUAGCAGCACGCCAAGGGUGGGACAUUGAUGCUAUUUUCAAUGCUCAUCCUCGUCUCGCCAUUUGGUAUGUACCCACUAAGCUUCGUCAAUUGUGUCAUGCAGAGCGCAACAGUGCUGCAGCAUCCAGCUCUGUCUCUGGUGGGGGUGAUCACUUGCCUUUCUAAGGCUUCACGAGUGAGAGAAUUUUCUCUAAAUCCUAGUUAUAUUCUGUGUUGUUGUAGCUUAGGACAAUUGCCACAUCAUGGAUGCUUGCACUUCACAUCCAUAGUUUACAAUGUACUACUUAAUAGGAUAAGCUAUUAUCAUUGGUUACUUCCUAUGACUAUAUUUUAUUUGGCUUAA